This is a messenger RNA of Paecilomyces variotii, 1755 nucleotides long. RefSeq names its product 37S ribosomal protein S5. Gene Ontology annotation, molecular function: structural constituent of ribosome; RNA binding. The record is from RefSeq and is a predicted model, not a curated record. Gene Ontology annotation, cellular component: ribosome. The transcript has 2 exons. The coding region runs from base 149 to 1384 and encodes 411 amino acids. Gene Ontology annotation, biological process: translation. Lineage: Eukaryota; Fungi; Ascomycota; Eurotiomycetes; Eurotiales; Thermoascaceae.
CUCCGAACUUCAUCCCGGCAAUCCUCUUGCUGCUCUGCUCCUCCACCAGGAACACCCACCACCACCACCUCGUUCCCCUGCCUCAUCUGCCAUCCAUUGGGGCUUGCAGAGGGCCCUUUCUGGGGGUAGAGCACAACAAGUCGUCGCCAUGAGCGUCUCACGGUCGGCACGAUGUCUGUUCUGCAGCUUUUCUCGAACUGUCAAUACCGGCGCUCGCGUGCCUCGACGACAGUUCUCUGUAUCAGCUGCACAGUUUGACCGGAAGCCAAAGUACCCGAAUAUCAAGGCGACCGAUCUGAAGAAUAUCCAGGAUAUCACUCGCGAUCUCAAGCCGGAGGACUUCAAGCCGUACACCGAGGAGGAGAAGGCGCGUCUUUCCGAGGAGUAUUCGGAGGCUCAGAUCGCCGCUAUCGAGGCUGGUGAGUCUGCGAUCGACCCGAAGGACCUGGCAGAGCAGUUUGCAAUCCGAAGGGAUCCUAUGAAGCUCCAAUAUCUGGACGACUUCUCAACAAUCGAGCCGGUGGUCGACAAGCACGUCCGGGCACCCGAGUCCAACUCCGACUACAACGCGGAACUCAAGGAUGAUGAUGACUUCGCCGCCGAUUUUGCUCGCUUCUUCGCAGAGAUGCCUGAAAAUGCAACCGCGGCUGACUGGGUCCGUUUCGCGGAGACCCUGCGCUUGACCAAGGGCAAGGAGGAGAAUGAGCUCAACCCACACACUGCGCUGGUGCCGCCGCUGUUCAAGGAGGGAGAGUCUCUGACUCAAGACCCCAGGCCCCAGAAUGCCGUCAAGGAGGGCGAACAGAAAGGAAAGGAGUCGGAGGAAAUGACGGAUGCGUUGAAGCGCCUACUCCAGGCCACUGGUUACACUCCCGACAUGAUCCGGUCUUUGAAGCUGAAGACUCUGGUUUCGCACGCAGUCGUCAACCAGACACGUCUGGGUAAGGUCCGCAGACAGUACUGUCUGUCAAUUGCCGGUAACGGCAAUGGUCUCCUCGGUAUUGGAGAGGCCAAGUCCGAAGAGUCGGGCGAUGCGAUGACACAAUCCAAGUACCGAGCCAUCAGAAACAUGCAGCCGAUCCAACGUUAUGAGAACCGUACUAUCUUCGGUGAUGUCCGAGGAAAGGUUGGAGCUGUCGAGCUGCUAUUGAUGAACCGUCCUCCAGGUUUUGGUCUCCGCUGUCAGCACUUGAUCUUCGAAAUGUGCCGAGCCGCCGGUAUUCAUGAUCUGGCUGCACGAGUCACCCGCUCGAGGAACCCCAUGAACACGGUGAAGGCCGCCUACGAGGCCUUGAUGAGCCAGCGGAACCCAGAGGACGUUGCCCGCGCCAGGGGCAAGAAGCUGGUCGAUGUGCGGAAGGUCUACUACGCCGGCAGGGUCUAAAUGUACCCUCAUUCCUCUCUAUCCCUUGUCCUUGACAGGCUGGCGGGUUGCUUGAGCCACUUCUAUAUAACGAGCCACUGUUUUGAUAUGGAUUAGGCUUUAUUUUUUUCUUUGGCCGCCUUUCUAUCUGGCAUGCUUAGAUGGGCUGUACGAGUAUGGGCACGAUACACAAAGCGCAGGCACGGAGUCAGAGAAGAUGCUGUCAUUUCAUUUUCCAACCGUCUUUUUUCUGCCCGGUGCUGUACGUAAUUCCAUUUUUUGAUUUCAUAUUCACAUGUACUUGUAACUGCAUAGGAUCAUCCCCUUUAUCCAAAAAGACUACGAAGGAAAAAUAGAUAUCCAUUGAAGCUAGAUUACGCUAAGUGUCUUCA